Messenger RNA from Elgaria multicarinata webbii, 1979 nucleotides. RefSeq names its product osteomodulin (gene OMD). NCBI's taxonomy places the organism in Eukaryota, Metazoa, Chordata, Lepidosauria, Squamata, Anguidae. The record is from RefSeq and is a predicted model, not a curated record. The transcript has 3 exons. Gene Ontology annotation, molecular function: protein binding. The coding region runs from base 195 to 1451 and encodes 418 amino acids.
CAUCAUCUAAAACUUCCCCAGAGCCUUUUGCAGCAAAUUACAUUUCAUCAAGUACUUACAUCUAGAAGUAGAUUCCUUUAAUAUCAUCAUUAUGGAUUUUAAGGGCAUCACUAUCUGACACUUGCUAGAGUUUGUUGCACUCAUUGGCUGGAAACUACCAAUCAAUUUUCAGGAUACCACAUCAAAUCUUAAAUAUGGGGAUCCUAAGGCUACUGUUAACUAUCCUUCUUCUUGGAGUCACAGCGUUCGGUCAAUAUGAAGGCAAUUACUUUGAGAAUGAAUAUGAAAAUGAAAUAGAUAAUGAAUAUCCAUCCAUUUUUUAUCAAGUUCCAAACGUAGACUACACCAUUUCUCACUCCACCACACCCCUUAAGUGUGCCAAAGAAUGCUUUUGCCCACCUACUUCCCCACUAUCAAUGUACUGUGAUAAUCGUAAACUUCAGAUGAUACCAAGCAUUCCCUCUCACAUCCAACAACUCUAUCUGCAGUAUAAUGAUAUUGAAGCUGUUCCCAUGGAAUCCUUUGUUAAUGCUACUGCUUUGAAAGAAAUUAACCUCAGCCACAACAAAAUCAAGUCUCAUAUGAUUGACACCGGCGUCUUUGCCAAACUUUCAAACCUAGUGCAACUCCACUUAGAAUACAAUCUGUUAGAAGAAAUUCCAUUCCCUCUACCGGGAAGCUUAGAACGACUGAUCCUGGGUUUCAAUCAAAUUACUAAGUUGCCCAACAGAGCCAUAGAAGAUUUAGUAAACGUGACUAUGCUUGACCUCUGCAACAACCAUCUUGAAGAUUCUCAACUCAAAGGAACACAUUUUUCAAAUAUGAAAAACCUAAUGCAGAUCAACCUCUGCAACAACAGACUACAAUCUAUGCCCCCUGAUAUUCCCAUUUCACUUAUGUACCUUUCCCUUGAAAAUAACUCAAUAUCAUUCAUUCCAGAUAAUUAUUUCCAGAAGCUUCCAAAACUUACUGCUCUAAGAAUGUCAUACAACAAUCUACAAGAUGUUCCUUAUAAUGCUUUUAAUCUUCCUAAUCUUGUGGAACUCAAUCUUGGGCACAACAAACUGAAGAAAGCAUUCUAUGUUCCAAGAAGCUUGCAGCAUUUGUACAUAGAAGAUAACGAAAUAGAAGCCAUAAAUGUUACUUUAAUGUGUCCUUCCAUUGAUCCACUACAUCUCCACCACUUAACCUAUAUACGAGUGGACCAAAAUAAGCUCACAGCUCCAAUAAGUACAUAUGCCUUCUUCUGCUUUCCACAUAUACACAGUAUUUAUUAUGGGGAACAAAAAAUUAGUGCCAACCAAACAACACAGCUAAGAACGCCUGUGUUCCGAAGAUAUCUAACAUCAGAAGAGUAUGAUGAAGCACAAGAUGGUCAUGAAGAUCGUGACCAUGAUCAUGAUCACAGAGAAAGAGAAGAAGAUGACUACUUUGAUCCUUACCCAUAUUAAGUGAUUAUAAGAUUCAGUGAAAGUGUAUUAUAAGUAUUUUCUUAUAACUGCAUAUAAUGGCCAUUUUAAGAGGAAACUGAAACAUUUGGAAAAUGCAAAACAUUUGUAAGCCAUCUGAAGUAGGUCAACAUAUGUUGCAACAUGAACCAGCUAUUGUUUAUAUAUAAAAUUUCAAUUCACACAGAAAUGGUACUUCCCAACAUUUCAAAGCAAGCAGUUUUAAUAUUAUGAAAAAAUUCCAACAAUCACACCUGCCAAAUUAGAACUAUAUAACAAAAGAAUCAUGAUACUUUGCUUGUGUAAUGUCUGAUACAAAUAUCCAGGAGCUAAAAAAGAAGGUGGCCCUGUUCUAACAAAAUGUUAAGCCAUGAUGGUUAAGCCUUUUGAGCUAACCAUGAUGGCUUAGUUUGUUGUGUAUAUGGUGUUUUUCCUAACCACAGUGGCUGCAUAACCACAGUUUAACCACCCUCACUAAAUACAUGUUGCAAAACAGUUAGCAGCCCUAACCAUUGUUAGUGUGUUGUCUAU